AUGACGACACUCUUCGCCGCAAUCAUUUUUGUUGCGGCACUUAUAUCCUCGGUCAUUUCAUCGGUCAAUGCGCUCAGCGGCUCCGCCACCACCGUCUCUGUCAGUUACGGCGCGAGCCCCACCGUCUGCGGUGUCGUCGCUGGUCAACCGAGUCAACGAAUCCAAUGUUGGCGUAACGGAGGAGUUUUUGAUGUCUUCUCGAACAUCUCCUUUGAGUCUAUCACCGGCGGUCGUGAUGUAUUCUGCGGCGUUAGGUCCGGCGGAUCCACGCUCGUCUGUUGGAACUCUACCUUAAUUCCAAAACGUAUUUACUACAACGAAACGGUACUCUUGCGGCAUUUAACCAUAGGAGACUCUCAAAUUUGUGCGAUUACGAAUAGUAGUAAUGGAAACGUUUAUUGUUGGAGGAGCAAUGACGCGUUUCCAUCUCAAAAUAGUCAAUUCCGAUCGAUUUCGUCGGGAUUAGGGUUCACUUGCGGUGUCACGUUAAACGACACCAGCGGGAUAAUCUGUUUUGGAACGAAUUCAGUAACGGCGGGAGCUAUUCAAGGUAAUUUUACGAAUUCAAGCUUGUUAACUAUCGCCGUCGGUGGUAAUCAUGCCUGUGGAGUAAACUCUACUGGUUUUUUGAUUUGUAGAGGUAAUAACGAAUAUGGACAAAGUAAUGUACCAGAUCAUUCGCCAUUUGAAUUUUCUGCACUCGCGCUUGGUGCGAAUCAUACUUGUGCUUUGCGAAGAUUAAAUAAUUCUGUAGUCUGUUGGGGUGGUAGAGGAGGGGAUAUGGAUAACUACACAGCUAGUGUAUCAUUUGAAACUAUUGUUGCUGGGUUGGAUUUUACGUGUGGAUUGACAACUAAUAAUUUCUCUGUAAUCUGUUGGGGAGAAGGAUGGCUUAGAAAUAUGUCGAAUCCGUUAGGUUAUGAGCUUCCAUUGAAAAGAAUUCUUCCAGGUCCUUGUGUUCGAUCCAAUUGCAAUUGUGGCAUAUAUCCCCAGUCGCAAUCGCUUUGUUCUGGGUUUGGAUCCAUAUGUAGGCCUUGUGACAUAACUACUUUGUCUCCACCACUUCCACCACCACCACCACCACCAAUGCCGCCUGGAGGUAGUAAUGUACCUAGGUCUUCGCGCUCAAGAGGGUUGACAAGGGGUUUAUUGGCAUUUGCCAUUGUUGGAUCAGUAGGGGUUGUUGCCGGUAUUUGUACCAUAAUUUAUUGUUUGUGGACUGGUGUUUGUUUUGGCAACAAGAAGAUACACAACUCUGUUCAACCCACAAUCACCGGCUCUAAUAACAAUGCUGCUCAACAUUCAAUCGGCAGUCCAGUUUCAAGGUCAUCUACUAUUAGACGACAACUGUCAAGAGGUUUCAGGCGACAAAGAAGCGGGACUUCUUCAAAACAAGCAGAAAAAGAAGAGGAAUUCACGUUUGCUGAUCUUGCUCUAGCCACAAACCACUUUUCUCUAGAGAAUAAGAUUGGUGCAGGGAGUUUUGGCAUUGUGUACAAAGGCAAGCUGAUAGAUGGUCGGGAGGUUGCCAUUAAGAGAGGGGAGACGAGUGACAAAACCAAGAAAUUUCAAGAGAAGGAAAGCGCGUUUAACUCUGAAUUGGCAUUCUUGUCUAGGCUUCAUCACAAACACUUGGUCAGGCUCGUUGGUUAUUGCCAUGAAAGGGAAGAGAGGCUUUUAGUUUAUGAUUACAUGAAAAAUGGAGCUCUCUAUGAUCAUUUACACGACAAGAAGAACGUGGAGAAGAGUAGCAGCUUAUUGAAUUCUUGGAAGAUGAGGAUUAAGAUUUCUUUAGAUGCUGCUUGGGGUAUAGAAUACCUUCACAACUAUGCAGUUCCUCCCAUAAUACACAGAGACAUCAAAUCAUCCAACAUUCUCCUGGACGCCAAUUGGGUCGCAAGGGUUUCUGAUUUUGGGUUAUCACUAAUGGGUCCUGUGUCUGAUCGUGAGUACAGACCAACAAAAGCAGCCGGGACGGUUGGCUACAUUGAUCCAGAAUACUAUGGACUCAAUGUGCUAACUGCCAAGAGUGAUGUCUAUGGUCUUGGAGUCGUGCUACUUGAGCUUUUAACCGGAAGGAGAGCAAUAUUCAAGAGUACAGAAAUUAACGCGGGUGCACCAAUUAGCUUGGUGGACUACGCGGUACCUAUAAUCAUGGCGGGAGAAUUAGGGAAGAUAUUGGAUAAGAGGGUGGGACCGCCGGAGGUGAAUGAGGCGGAGGCAGUGGAGCUGAUGGCAUACACUGCCUUACAUUGUGUGAACACAGAGGGUAGAAAUAGACCAAGCAUGACUGACAUUGUGGCUAAUUUGGAGAGAGCUUUGGCACUAUGCAGCGACAGCCAUGGCAGCAUCUCUAGUGGUAUGUCAAUACCUUCCGAUUGAAUUAGUUUCUAU
Cynara cardunculus var. scolymus (artichoke) is the source of this 2394-nucleotide messenger RNA. Its product is annotated as putative serine/threonine-protein kinase-like protein CCR3. NCBI's taxonomy places the organism in Eukaryota, Viridiplantae, Streptophyta, Magnoliopsida, Asterales, Asteraceae. The record is from RefSeq and is a predicted model, not a curated record. Gene Ontology annotation, biological process: protein phosphorylation. Gene Ontology annotation, molecular function: ATP binding; protein serine/threonine kinase activity. Bases 1 to 2382 code for a protein of 793 amino acids. The transcript has a single exon.